AUGUAUCUUUCAGUGACCUCAUACAAGAUUGAGGGUAAACCACUGCCUCGAGUUGUUGCUCUUGGGUGUGUUUCACUUGCACUUGCGCUGGUUAUCGAACACCUGCAGGUUAAAAGCGGAACUGCACUUCUUCUGCGUUCUGAUGUAGACGGGACCAUUCGCGAGGCUACUGAUCGCCCAGCCAAGCACUUCGAGCCUAUUUUUGUGUUCCAGAAAAUUCGUGAUCCUUAUUUAGACUUGCGGGAUUACGCACGACUCAUCACCAAGGCUUGGAACGCUACGAUGCACAUCUCGCAGAAGGAUGACCCUACGCGCGAUCUGUUCCUCCACAAUCCACCAAAACAGCUGAUCAAUGACGAGCUCAAAAUGGAGAAGUCCAGUAAGGUCUUGGCAACAAUCCCUGACACCACUGUCAGAAAAAAACUGCAGCAGAUCAUUGAUCGAUUCUUGGCGAUGUGUUCAACCACGUAUCCUCUACUUCCUGGAGAAACUAUCACUGAACAUCACCUUGCAAUGCUUACGGCAUCAUACCGUUACGCCGUCCCAGGAGCUAUUGCGUACGUACGCACAACGAAUUAUGCGGACACAGUUUUUAUUGCCCACCAAGUGCGGUUUGACGUGUCUACUGGCCAUCCUGCCCUUGUGUAUCGACAGACCACGCAGGUGAGCGUUGCUUCUUGA
Penicillium cosmopolitanum is the source of this 681-nucleotide messenger RNA. RefSeq lists its product as uncharacterized. The record is from RefSeq and is a predicted model, not a curated record. The transcript has a single exon. Lineage: Eukaryota; Fungi; Ascomycota; Eurotiomycetes; Eurotiales; Aspergillaceae. Bases 1 to 681 code for a protein of 226 amino acids.